This is a messenger RNA of Cuscuta campestris, 1400 nucleotides long. The record is from the annotation of a GenBank genome assembly. NCBI's taxonomy places the organism in Eukaryota, Viridiplantae, Streptophyta, Magnoliopsida, Solanales, Convolvulaceae.
AUAAGACAAGUUAUUAUCAAAUUGUAUCAUGGUAUCGGAGCUAAGGCUCUCAAAAACCUAGCCUCUCUUUUUUCCGACCGCCGCCCACCAUGGCAGCCCCGUCGGAUCCUUUGGCGUCCUUACCCUCCGGAGUAAAACUUUUGCUUCGGAGUCUCCGUAACUUAAUCCCAGAAAAACUCACCGAAACAAAUUAUCCGGCAUGGUCUCUUAAUGUCCAGACAGCUCUUUCAGCUAAUCUCCUCCUUGGAUGGAUUGAUGGUCAUGAAGCAGCCCCGGCGCCAACUAUCUCCAAAAACGAUAAAACCGUCCCUAAUCCAGAGUAUACCUCCUGGACCAUCGUUGACACACAGAUCCGCGCCUGCCUCCUAGCGGUCAUCAGCCCCUCCGUUCACAAACAUGCUCGCGGCUUCACCACAUCUGCUGCCCUCUGGGAUGCUUUGGCCGCACGGUACAACUCCGUGUCCACCGCUCAUGUUUAUCAGCUUCGGGACAAACUCCACACUCUUCGUAAAGGUACCAAAACUAUGACACAAUACCUUGAUGAUGUGGCAACUAUUCUCUCGGAUCUCGAUGCCUUGAAAGAAGAGAUCCCUGAACGUGAUGUGGUGAAUGCUGUUAUUCGUGGUCUUCCCACCGAAUACUCAUCCUUUAAGCAAAACAUUCGCAUGAACAAUACCAAUAUUUCGUUAAAUCAGCUUUCUGGAUGGCUGAUCUCCGAAGAAAUAAACCUGGAGAUGGAGAAUAAACUCAGCCUCACNGAGUCUACCAUCACCGAACCUCGCACAACACUUCUCGCUACGAACGGUCGAGGUUUUGUCCAUACUCCUAAUGGUAAAUACCACCUUUCUACUCUUCAUUAUGUCCCUUCCCUUACCUCCAAUCUAUUGUCUGUCCAUCGAUUUACCAAAGAUAGCAACUGCACUCUUGUUUUCAAUGCCAACGAUUUCCAGAUAGUGGACAAUCCUACCAACCAGGUGCGGUACAAGGGCCUCUGUGAGCAUGGGUUAUACACACUUCCUUCCAAACUCCCAACCGUUGCGUAUCAAGCUAUCCAAGAGUCCACUUGGCAUCGUACACUCGGUCAUCCAGCUCCUGCGAUUGCCAAAUCUAUUUUAUCUUCCUUAGGUACUUUAUAUUUUAAGGGGUUGUUUGACAACUUCUGAAUAGGUAAGUGCUGAACCAGUAAGAGGUCUGAACCAUUAAGUGCUGAACCAGUAAGAGGUCUGAACCAUUAAGAGCUAGUAUAUUGCUUAACUAUUCAGAGGCAAAUGUCUGAUCAAUUCAGAUAAGAGGUCUUAACCAUUCAGACUAUGUAUAAUACUUAACCAUUCAGAGGCAAAUCUCUUAACCAUUCAGACAUAUGAACCAUUAAGAGGCUGAAACAAACAGUCUGAACCAUU